AUGUCUGGGUCCGUCCGCAUCUUCUCCCUCCUCACAGGCCUCGCCGUCUUCGCCCUUUUCUCCUUCAAAGCAAUAAUGUCGUCCUCUCCCCCAAACCUCGAAAUCACACUCUCCUCGCCCUCCAUCCCACCAUCCUUCUCCGACCCCCUCACCCUCACCUUCGACGUCUCCGUCACAAAUCAAGGCGGCAGCCCCGCCACAGUCCUGAAAUGGGGGUCCCCGCUCGACGAGCGCGCGAACGUCCUGGGCGUUUUCGAGAUAAGGGAUGUUGAAUCCGACGAGAUCGUUCCGCUGAACAGCAUAAAGUUCAACCGUCAGCUGCCGCCGCCGAAAGAGGACUUCGUUGAGAUUGCGUCGGGCGGGAGUGUGACGGCGGCCGUGACGAUCCCGCUUGUGCCGCUUGUGGGCGGGAGGUCGUAUACGCUCAAAGCCAAGGGGUGGUGGCAGGCUGUUUGGGAGCGUUCGCUGGAUGAUGUGCCGGAGAGUGAUCUGGAUCAGCUGAAGGGGGCGUUGAGGGGGGAGUUUGUCUCUGAGGCUGUGCCGGUGGUGGAGGGGUAG
This is a messenger RNA of Aspergillus mulundensis, 558 nucleotides long. RefSeq lists its product as uncharacterized. The transcript has a single exon. Lineage: Eukaryota; Fungi; Ascomycota; Eurotiomycetes; Eurotiales; Aspergillaceae. The record is from RefSeq and is a predicted model, not a curated record. Bases 1 to 558 code for a protein of 185 amino acids.